AUGAGCGCUGGCAAAGUAGAUGAUGGUGAUCAGAUUGUGGCAUCGGGGGAGGCUCUCAGCGUGGUGUCAAAGUGGUUGGGCCUUAGCAGCUUCCAGGAAGCUCUAGCAGCAGACCCUGUUCAGAAUAGCACAGAUGUGGAGGAGCUGCGCCCUCCACUGCUGGGGUUGGGAGCUGACCCACGCAAGUACCACAAGGCACUGACUGCAGCGUCAAAAUUGGAGAGGAGACUGGGGCAGCGGCUGAAGGGGCAGCAGGAUGGGCAGCAAUCGAGUGCCGGCCACAGUCAAAAGAAUGGAGCCACUACUGGUCAGACAGCCGACACAGCAGAGGCAAGUGAGCAGGAGGAAGAGGAAGAGGAGGGCCGUGCAGGGGCAAUCCAGAAGCAGAAGCGGCCCUUUCAGCAGGACCUGAUGCUUUACCAAAAGAAAGGGAAGAAGAAAAGGAAGAAGAACGCACCAUGA
Coccomyxa subellipsoidea C-169 is the source of this 462-nucleotide messenger RNA. RefSeq lists its product as hypothetical. The transcript is spliced from 4 exons. The record is from RefSeq and is a predicted model, not a curated record. Lineage: Eukaryota; Viridiplantae; Chlorophyta; Trebouxiophyceae; Coccomyxaceae. The coding region runs from base 1 to 462 and encodes 153 amino acids.